Messenger RNA from Penicillium psychrosexuale, 408 nucleotides. RefSeq names its product DUF3602 domain-containing protein. The coding region runs from base 1 to 408 and encodes 135 amino acids. The transcript has 3 exons. NCBI's taxonomy places the organism in Eukaryota, Fungi, Ascomycota, Eurotiomycetes, Eurotiales, Aspergillaceae. The record is from RefSeq and is a predicted model, not a curated record.
AUGUCAAGAAACAUUUCUUACGGCCGCGGAGGCGCAGGCAACAUAACCCGGGAACAAAAAGCACCCGAACCCAAAGACUUCAUCACACCAACAAUCAAGCAAGAAGUCUACACGACAGGUCGCGGCGGCUCGGGAAACAUGGUACACAACGAUCCGGAGCGACCAGAGAUUGCGCGCGAGAGCCAAGACGUUGAGUCACCGCCCCUGCGCGCUCAGCAGAUCCCCCACCACACAGGCCGAGGUGGCGCGGCAAACGCUUACAUCCCCACCGCUGAAGAGGAAGAGCGCGAGAAGAAGAUCCAGGAGCAGGAGGCGGAGCUUAUUCGCGUGCGCACGCAGUCCAAGGACCGUGUUAGGGAGAUUGGACAGGAGAGGCAGGAGCUGCGGAAGGAGUCGCCUUCUUCUUAG